This is a messenger RNA of Daphnia magna, 2322 nucleotides long. RefSeq names its product twinkle protein, mitochondrial (gene mtDNA-helicase). The transcript has 10 exons. NCBI's taxonomy places the organism in Eukaryota, Metazoa, Arthropoda, Branchiopoda, Diplostraca, Daphniidae. Bases 78 to 2225 code for a protein of 715 amino acids. The record is from RefSeq and is a predicted model, not a curated record. Gene Ontology annotation, cellular component: mitochondrion. Gene Ontology annotation, biological process: mitochondrial DNA replication. Gene Ontology annotation, molecular function: 5'-3' DNA helicase activity; ATP binding; single-stranded DNA binding.
UCAUCUUUCGUUAUUCAAAACGUAGACGCUUAAUGCACGCAAACGUGUUUAUAUUUUCUUAAACCCGGCGUCCUAGAAUGAACGCUGUGUGUAAAGCUCAUUUUCAGUCAUUGAGCUAUUCACGGAAGUUGGUGGUUAAUCGGAUGAAACGUGAACCUACCAGAUUUGGUAGAAUCUUGAGCUUUAAUAACCAAGUAUUAUUAUUGCCUUCUAGUCAUACGUCAUUCUCGAAAUUAAUUGUACCAAGUUCCGCCACCACUCACAGCCUUCAUGUAUUAGCUGAUGAAGAUCGAUACGAUAUUUCAUCCACUGAAAUUCGAAGAGUUAUUAAAUCUCAUUUUGGUGGUUACCAAGAAGGAUUCACUUGUGUGACUGUCAACUGCCCAUCAUGCAACACACUGUCAUCCACCAACAAAGAGGCCAGCAAUGACCUUGGCAAAUUGCACAUCAAUUUGAGAACAGGCUAUUCUUUCUGCACACGUUGCUUUCUGUCUGGACCUUGGUCUAGUUUAGCAUCAUACAUGAAAGCCCUAGGUGCAUCUAAACUAAAAUCUGAGAAGACAAAAAUAUGUCCACCUGGCAUCACCCAACACCUGUCACAGUACACUCCCACAGCCAGUACGGCAGAGGCAAAUGAAAUGAGACAGCUUUGGAAUUCAGCACAACCAAUCCACUCCUUGUCAGAAGAGACCCUGGUUCCAUUUCUAGACAAAUUACGUCUCGGGGACCUAUCGAUGGACACGCUGGAGAAAGUGGGUGCCAAAAUCAACCUUAAUCUCGAACAGCUCAUUCUUCCAUGUCUGACGACCAAAGACGCCCCAUUUCAUAGCAUAAAGAUAAUCACGCCUAAUCGUAAUCAAUCAGAUACGAUUGAACCUGAUUCCGGUCCGGAGUUGGACGAAUACUACAGGGUAGAAGAGAAAAACAUCCCUAAACAACAUCCUUGGUUGCUGGGUUACCACCUGGCUAAGAAUAAAGAUGAAGUUAUUGUGACCGCGACGGCCGCUGAUACGCUGACCGCUUUGGACUGUUUGGCCGUCCCGGCCGUUUGCCUGCCUUCUGGGAUAUCCAAUUUACCGCUAGCAACGAUGGCUUUUCUGGAAUCCUUCCGUAAAAUUACGCUUUGGCUAGGUCACGGGGUACAAGGGGCUGACUGUGCCCGAGCCUUUGCCAGGAAGCUCGGCGAAAAACGUUGCCGCUUGAUCAGAUCGUCAGAAGAGACACCAUCGGCUCUCCAAUGUCGGAUGAAAGGGAAAAAUGUGGCGCAGGUUCUCAAAACAGCCUUACCCAUGACGCACAAAGCGGUGACGACCUUCUCCAGUUUAAGGAAAGACGUCUAUGCUGAGAUCACGCAGAGCAGCACAGUGGCCGGAGUACGUUGGCGUCGUUUUCCCGUUCUUUCCGACCUGCUGAAGGGCCACCGUCGCGGCGAAUUGACGGUGUUCACUGGGCCGACGGGCGCUGGCAAAACGACGUUCCUCAGCGAGUACUCGCUCGAUUUGUGCAUGCAGGACGUGCGCACCCUGUGGGGCAGUUUUGAAAUCCGCAACGUCCGGCUGGCAAAAAUGAUGUUGCAACAGUUUUCCGGUUUGAUGUUGGAAAGCGAAACUCGCGAAAUGUUCAACGUCGUGGCCGACGAAUUUGAAAAAUUGCCAAUGUAUUUCCUGGCAUUCCACGGCCAGCAGGAUGUCACGUCUGUCUUGGAGGCCAUGUCGUACGCCGUGUACGUGCACGACAUUUCGCACAUCGUCAUCGACAACCUGCAGUUUAUGAUGGGCACAAGUUCCAGCGAACAUUCGUCGAUGGACCGCUACUACAGGCAGGACCAAAUCAUCGGCUCGUUUCGCCGCUUCGCCACAGACAACAACGUCCACGUCACUCUAGUCAUCCAUCCGAGAAAGGAAGCGAUGGACGAACUGUCGGCCAGUUCCAUCUUUGGUGGAGCGAAAGCCUCGCAGGAGGCGGACAACGUAUUGAUAUUGCAGGAUAAGCGAACGAACGAUCCCACCUGUCGCCGUAAAUACCUCGAGGUAGCCAAGAAUCGGUACGCCGGAGAUCUGGGAGUAAUGCCGUUAGAAUUCCACAAAGAGUCGCUGAGUUUCGCCCCGCGCAAUAAGAGAACCGCAUCCACCAAAGUGGCAGCAGCAGCCGCCGCCAACAACAACAACAAAGUCAACCAAUUUACCUCAUCAUCCUUGCAGUCCGGACGAGGUCGAGCGCAGUAGUUGACCACUCCAUUUAGACGACUGACUACUAAUAAAACUCGUUUUGUACAGUAUUAUUAUUAUAAUUUUUUUUUUUAAAUAUAUACAUUGAAAAGAA